AUGUCAAUCGCGGCUCAACAUCAAGUUUGUGCCUGGGUGGAAAAGCCAGGACCAGAUGCGGAGAUCGAGCUCCGGGAUAUCGCAGUUCCUUCACCCGGUCCAGGGGAUGUUCUUGUUAAGCUAGCGGUGACCGGAGUAUGUCACUCAGAUCAUCAUUCCAUCUAUGGCAAUACACCAAUGAGUACUCAUAUUGCCGGCCAUGAGGGUCUGGACCACAGGUUUCUGAAACGCUCAUCAACACCCGGGUGGGCAUAUCAAUGUGCCUGGAACUUUUCAACGUGCGUAAAUUAUGUCCACAGGUUCAACUAUCAAACGAAAAUUGACCCCUUGCUAGAAUAUUGCGUGGCUAAAGCAGCAUAUGUUGUUUCUAUCCCAGAUGAGAUUCCUGCUGAGAUUGCAGCGCCCCUGCUUUGUAGCGGUAUCACUGCCUAUGGGGCACUGAUCAGGGCCAAGCUGAAUGUUGGAGACUACGUGGUCUUCACCGGUGCUGGCGGUGGCCUCGGUCACCUUGGUGUGCAGAUUGCGCGAAGUUUAGGCUAUCGAGUCAUAGCCAUCGACGCAGGGGACAAGGCGGCCGUCUGCAUGUCACUCGGAGCAGAGCACUUUUUCGACUUCCGUAAGAGCACCAGUCUUAUUGAAGACGUCCUCUCGGUCACUGGAGGGCUCGGCGCACAUGCCGUUGUCUGCAUUACUGGUGCGAUAAGCUCAUAUGAUGAGUCUCUUCCAAUGCUCCGAAACUGUGGCAAACUCAUAUGCGUCGGCAUUCCCCCCUCUUCUUACCGACUUCAGGUGAACCCUUUCGAAAUGCUGGUACGUGGGCUGACGAUUAUUGGCUCAACCGUGGGAGACAAAAGCCAAAUGCCAGGACUAAUGGAACUAGUAUUGCAAGGAAAGGUCAAGCCCGAGGUACAAUUAUUUGACUUUGAUAAGCUACAAACUGUGAUGGAGAAGCUCAUAGCCGGUCAGAUUAUUGGUAGAGCUGUACUUCGUAUGCCCCAAUAG
This is a messenger RNA of Clonostachys rhizophaga, 1002 nucleotides long. Lineage: Eukaryota; Fungi; Ascomycota; Sordariomycetes; Hypocreales; Bionectriaceae. The record is from the annotation of a GenBank genome assembly.